Hirsutella rhossiliensis is the source of this 1413-nucleotide messenger RNA. RefSeq names its product lysM domain-containing protein. The record is from RefSeq and is a predicted model, not a curated record. The transcript has 7 exons. NCBI's taxonomy places the organism in Eukaryota, Fungi, Ascomycota, Sordariomycetes, Hypocreales, Ophiocordycipitaceae. The coding region runs from base 1 to 1413 and encodes 470 amino acids.
AUGCUGCACCCGAUGCUCCAGCUGGCAGCCUGGCUCCUCUUCCCCCGGGCCGCUUCCGCCGUCACUCUCUGGCCCUCUGCUGAAGCCAUCCCGGCCGACGUCCCGCCAGCAUGCCGCCAAGCGCUCGCCCGGAACCUCACCUGCGACGACGACCUGGUCACGGCCGCUCACGCCAUGGGCGGCAGAACACUCCCAGACGAGUUGGCGGCGCGCUAUUGCACCUUGGAGUGCCACGACUCGCUUCAAGAGUUCCGCAUCCAUGUGGACAGGCAUUGUGGCAACGCGCCGUACCGUAUGUUUCACGAUAGCGCCUGGGAGCAGUCUGGUGCCAUGUUGGCGGGCGGGCUGUUGUGGGCGUACGAGCUGAGCUGCCUUCGGGACUCAUCUGGCUUCUGCUUGGUCGACCUGUACGCUGGGGGGAAAGGUGCUUGCUCGGAAUGCUCGCUCGAGUACGGUGUUGUCAUGGCCGGCUCUGACUACGGACAAGGGGCCGUCAGUCCAGACGCGCUCUCGUCGCUGCUCUAUUCGUGCAGCGCAGAUCCCACGCGCCAUCCAUACAUGUCCUCGCCGUUAGCAACGGCCUCGACCGCCGCAGCGUACUCGACAUUGACCACCGUCACAGCCCCGUCGGCUACAUGCUCCGGCACCAAGUACGUCGUCCAGGCGGGGGACUCAUGCGAAUCCAUCUCGAGCGCAGCAGGCGUAGCUACGGACCGCAUGAUUGACCUCAACCACCUGGACUACAACUGCACGACCCUCACUCCCGGCAUGGCGCUUUGCCUGCAAGACCAAUGUGCGGUACAUGCCGUGACAUCCAACGACACUUGCUCCAGCAUCACCCGGGGGACAGGCUUCUCCAAGAUUCAGCUCACGUCGUGGAACCCGACUAUUCAUUUCGACUGCGGCAAUCUAGAUGCCAUGGUUGGGCGGAGCAUAUGCCUUUCCCCACCUGGAAAAGCUGCCUUUGAUGUCGGCACGAAACCCUCCAAGCACAACCGACCAACGCUGACCUCACCAAUGUUCUCCAGCUGGAUCCCAACCACGGCGGCGGCCACCUACUCGGCCUUCGCAACGUCUUGGUACACGCCGACCGUGGAUCUCGAAGUCACGCCCCUGACCAUGACCAAUUCGUAUAACGCGACGCGGGCAUCGCUGAUAGCCCAGCGCUCCAAGUACUGCUGGAUCGAGAGCGACGCCUGGGCCGAAGGCUUGAGUCCCCAGGACCUCCCCAGCGACUGCCAGUCCCUCGUCGACACGUACUGCUUCCCGCGGCCAGAGGCGCUGGUGCCCACGUCGCCAGCUCACAUCCCGGCCGUGUGCACCCCGGCCGCUGCAGUCUCGUAUAGGCUGCCGUUUCCGGCGAAUCCCACGCCAACGCAGCCGAUCGACCUGGAUCACUUGCCAAGUGAUUGA